This is a messenger RNA of Nymphaea colorata (pocket water lily), 3112 nucleotides long. Its product is annotated as zinc finger CCCH domain-containing protein 24. Gene Ontology annotation, biological process: RNA processing. Lineage: Eukaryota; Viridiplantae; Streptophyta; Magnoliopsida; Nymphaeales; Nymphaeaceae. The transcript has 14 exons. Gene Ontology annotation, molecular function: metal ion binding; RNA methyltransferase activity; nucleic acid binding. The coding region runs from base 260 to 2914 and encodes 884 amino acids. The record is from RefSeq and is a predicted model, not a curated record.
UCGUGGGUUGGAAAAGAACUGGGGGUCUCCAGUGCGGCGGCUUUAGUAACAAAGGGUAACCUGCGUAACUGCUAGGCGCGCUUCAGUUAUCGCCUCCCGAGGAGUUUGUAAACCUGCGGCUGCUAGUGCUGCAAGUCCUGCGCGGGGGGAAGGGAAAGGCCGGCAGCCACUGACCGUCUAUAUAGGAAACGGUGGUGUCGCAUCCAGAGGUUCGAGGGUUUCUGGGGCUGUUCGACUGAGAGGCGAUUUCCAGCCGACAAUGGACUCUAUGCAAAUAGGAACGAUGUCGAUGGAGGCGGUAAGCGAUGGCUCUUCGCCAACCGGAGGGAACACAAGAGAGUCCCCAUCUGCUACCGACCUUCCGGUUGUUACCCAUCCCCCUCCACAGUCUCCGCCAAUAUCAUCCACGGGCACCGCUCACGCUUCCUCCUCCUCCAAGAGAAAAAACUCAGAAGAAGAGACAGCAGAAAGGGAAGAGAAUGGUGGCCCUCCUCUUCACAGUCCAUUAUGGAAGACAAGCCUCUGUUCGUUUUUCAGGCGCCGGUCUCUGUCUUGCAGCCAUGGCGACAAGUGUCGGUAUGCCCACGGAGAGGAAGAGCUGAGGCCUCGCCCCGACAACUCCUGGGAUCCCACGUCAGAGAGGGCCAAGAAACUCCUUAAAGGGGAAGGUGCUGGCGUUAAAAUCCUUGGUCGUAAAGAGGAAGCAGAAGACGCAACCCUCUGGGAGGACGUCUGCCCUCCAACAUCGGAUAUGCUCGACGAGUCCUCGUCGGAAGCGGGUUUAUCGGCCUUCAAGAAGUGCCUCGUUCACCUGCCAAGAAAAUGGACGUCGGAGAAUCUCACGAGCUUUCUCGAUUCUGAGGGGAUUCUGUACGAAUCUGCCAGAAAGAAGAAGGGAAUGACUGUUGGUUUUGCUUGCUUUUCAUCACUAGAACAAGUCUUGCAUGCAGCAGAGAAACUGGAUGGCAAACCAAUGGGCAACAAACAUGUAAAAGUUGCAGAUGUCAUUCUACAAUCAUGUGACAUACAGCCUGCAAAGAUUAGACGUGUCCGUGAUGUUGUGACUCCACUUGCUCACAUGUCGUAUGAUGACCAAUUGGAUCAUAAAAAGAACUCAUUGACACAGAUGCUCAAAAAACUUACUCGAAGUGCUCGCAAGGCUUGUCCAGAUGCAGUUGAGCUACCUGAUUGGAUUCUUAAGUCUAGGGAUAUUGGUGGCCUUCCAUGCACACUAGAAGGGAUAAUAAGAUCUCCACUGACAAAAGGGUACCGCAACAAGUGUGAAUUUUCUCUUGGGUAUUCAUUGAUGGGUGAGCUGACUGUGGGUUUUAUGCUAGGUAAUUUCAGGGAAGGUAUUAUAGCUGUUGAGGAGCCUGUUGACUGCCCCAAUGUUUCAGAUAUUGCUCGUAAAUAUGCUUCGUUCUUCCAGGACUUUCUACGCUCUUCAUCUUUACCUGUGUGGAACAGAAUUCAGAACUCUGGGUUUUGGCGCCAGUUUACUGUACGUGAAGGUCGAAGCCCAAGUGAUGGGCCUACUUGCCCUGAAACAAAAGAUGCUUCCAUCGCAGAGGUCAUGCUUAUUGUUCAGGUUUGCUCAUUAGGUAUUGAUGAAGAACUAAAGAACAGAGAAUUCCAUAGAAUGGCAGAGGUUCUUUCCUUUGGAGCAGCAACUUCUGCCCCUCCAUUGCCCUUGACCUCGCUUGUCAUGCAGGAUCAUACGGGCAUAUCAAAUGCAGCACCAGUUGAUUCACCAACAUUUGCGUUAGCCAUACCAAAGAAGGGUAAUAUUUAUGGUCUUGAAGAACCAAAUGCAUCGGAAGCAAGAAUCCAUGACUACAUAAAUGGUCUUCGUUUUUCCAUAUCACCAACAGCAUUUUUUCAGGUUAAUACUCUGGCUGCAGAGAAGCUUUACUCGCUUGCUGGUGAUUGGGCUAGACUUGGUCCAGAUACCUUGCUUUUUGAUAUUUGCUGUGGCACUGGAACAAUAGGAUUGACGUUAGCCCAUCGUGUUGGUAUGGUUGUGGGCAUUGAAAUGAACAGUUCUGCAGUUUCAGAUGCUUGGAGAAAUGCAGCAAUUAAUGGAGUAAAAAAUUGUCAUUUUGUCUGCGCAAAGGCAGAAGAUGUUGUGGGAUCUCUUUUGAAAGAGUACGUCAUGCUGCCGGAGCAGCAUGAUGCUUCCACACAUAUCUCUGGAAGCAACGGUCAGGGAACUGAUGCUAAUGGAGUAACUGUUGAUUUUGUUGGUCGAUCCAGUCCUAUUCUUGAAACAGAGCCUGAAAGUUCUACUGACACAAAGAGAGUAGGUCAUGUUCAUAACCCUAUGCAUCAUGUGGAUGAUGUUGUGGCCACAGAAAAUCAGUUAAUCCGAAACAGUUACCUCAGCACUGACAGAGAGAACUGUACUCAUGAUUCUGAGUCCACUGAGCCAUCAAGCCAUAGCCGUGCUUCUGAGGAAGUACUAAAUUUUACUUACGAUGGUGCUACUAGUGAUUCUGGGCUACCUCUUUCAAAGAAUGAUAAAUUGGAUCAUGCUGAACCUUUACAAGGCAACAACAAGUUGAAUGUUCUGCAGUUUAAAGACGUUGUUGCAAUAGUGGAUCCACCAAGGGUUGGCUUGCAUCCUUCUGUGAUCAAAGCAUUGCGGACUCAUCCAAGCUUACGUCGUCUUGUCUACAUUUCAUGCAAUCCUGAAAGUUUGGUAGCAAAUGCAAUAGAGUUGUGUACUCCAGUUAUCAAUAAACCGGAAAAAGGGAAAAACAGAGGUUGCUGGAGGAACAUGAGCAGUGCAGGCUUGGCAAGGCAGAGGGUAAAAUCUAUGCCGGUGUCUGUACCUUUUCAACCUGUGAAGGCAAUGGCUAUCGAUUUAUUUCCUCAUACUUCUCACUGCGAGAUGGUUAUGCUUUUCGAGAGGUGACAUGGUUUCAUGACUUCGCUAGUUUUGAGAUGUGGAAACUUGUAGCUGUAGAUUAGGCGCUUAAGGAAUUUCAUUGGAUGUGGUGAACAAAUGCUGGCUUGUCAUUGCUUCACAAGAUUAAAAAUUGCAGAAGCUUUUGUUAUAAUCUUCAAAUUUAUUAAAUAAUUACUUAAAUUAUAGCAGAACAGAUUUUAAGCA